GAAAGAAAAAAAGAAGAAAGAAAUUUUUUCGAGACAACUCAAGAGAGAUUCUGCAAAGAAAAUUAUCAAAAUCUUUGAACAAAAUUUACUAUCGUUAAAGUCUGCAAAUGCAGCGAAGUGUAAACAUGAAUAUGUUUCAACAACAACAGCAGCAGUUGAAUUCAUCUCUUUAUACAACACCAUACUACUUUGGGAAUAAUGGAAGCCAAUUAACUGAUCUCGAUUUGUUGUAUCCUUUUGAUGAUACAGUUGAGGGUGCAGUUCCAGACAAUUACAGCGACCUUUAUUGUCAGAGUGUCUCCUAUCAAAACAUAUCGUAUAUCAAUGUAUCGUGCGAUGCAACUUUAGAGUUUUCAGUUCCACUUUAUGGCAUUAUUGCUCCAAUCUUCAUGUUCAUCACUCUUAUUGCCAACUCGGCAAUUGUCGUUGUACUGUCAAAAAAGAACAUGCAAACACCCACAAAUGCUGUGCUUCUAGGAAUGGCGAUUUGUGACUUUCUUACAAUUUUAUUCCCAGCACCAGGCUUUAUUUAUAUGUACACAUUGAGAAAUCACGGACGACCUUUAGGCCCUGUCAGCCUUUGUUACAUAUACUAUUUCUUCAAUGAAACGCUUCCGUCACUUUUCCACACAGCAAGCAUUUGGUUAACAGUUGCCCUUGCUUUUCAAAGGUACAUUUAUGUGUGUCAUGCGCCACUAGCUAGGAUCUUCCUUACAAUGCCAAAGGUGCGACGUAGUAUAUUUUAUAUAAUCAUUGCUGCUGUAAUUCAUCAGAGUACGCGUUUUCUUGACACAGUUCAUAUGCCUGUGGAAACGAUAUGGGAAGGUGAAGAUUACAUCGUUUGUCAUCAAAAACUCGCCGACUGGGUAGGAGACUACAUAGGAGAAGAUUAUUACUUCACGUUUUAUUUCAUGUUUCGUGUUAUAUUUGUACAUCUUCUACCAUGCAUAAUGCUCAUUCUUCUGAAUAUUCUCUUGUUUCGAGCAAUGAGAUUAGCACAGCAGAAAAGACAAAAACUCUUUGACAAGUGCUAUAAGAAGUCAAAAAGAGCGAAUAACAAAAACUGUACAACAUUAAUGCUGAUAAUUGUUGUUUCAGUGUUUUUAAUCGUAGAAGUGCCAUUAGCAAUUAUCACGGCACUUCAUGUGAUUAGCUCGUUGUUCAUCAACUUUCUAGAUUAUCGAAUAGCUAACAUUUGCAUAUUAUUUGCAAAUUUCUUUAUUAUUCUUUCAUAUCCGGUGAAUUUUGCGCUUUAUUGUGGCAUGAGUCGACAGUUUCGUGAAACAUUUAAAGAGAUAUUUUGGAGACAAUCUUUAACGGUUAAUGGGAAUAAUGAGACAACUAUUAUGGGUGGAAGUCGUAAACAAAAUGAGAUGAGUUCAAGAUAUUCGCUAGUGAACGUCAAUGGCCCAAGGACGAGUACAUCCAAUGAGACUGUUUUAUAA
Molecule: messenger RNA, 1445 nt
Organism: Clunio marinus
Lineage: Eukaryota; Metazoa; Arthropoda; Insecta; Diptera; Chironomidae
Source: the annotation of a GenBank genome assembly